Molecule: messenger RNA, 1191 nt
Organism: Anastrepha obliqua
Lineage: Eukaryota; Metazoa; Arthropoda; Insecta; Diptera; Tephritidae
Exons: 1
Coding region: 1-1191 (396 amino acids)
Source: RefSeq, a predicted model, not a curated record
AUGGCUCUCCACUUCGCCACAAUCGCUAUCGUGAGUCUCGCGCUGCUCAGCACGCUCGCCACUGCUGAUAUCUCUGCGGUGCGUUACAAUCGUUUUGGACGUUUAACUACACGCCUGCAGCGACAGGAACUCAGACCAACACCCUACCCAGCUGCUGGCUAUCGUCCCAGCGAACCGUUUGAUUUUCCCUCUCCCGACAAACAGGAAUUUCUUCCAGACGGCGACGAUGUGGCACAACCUCAACCUGCUGCGCAGCCUCAACCUCAGCCACAGUUCCAACCACAGCCACAGUUCCAACCGCAGCCACAAUUCCAACCGCAACCACAAUUCCAACCUCAACCACAAUUUCAACCACAACCUCAACCCGAGGUGAGCGGUUUCGAUUUGGAAGCUACCCCCAAUUUGGGCUCCAACGGCGAUCACAUUGAUGCACCAAAUGCGCUCUAUGAUGCACCUUCACAUUUCCGUCAGACCCAAGCAGACCGUCAACGAUUUGCUUUCUCACGCCAGCAAUUCUCCUCCGCAGCACAACGGCCCCGCUUACCGCAAAACUUCCAACAAACUUUCCAAGCCACAACGCCACAGCGUCUUUACGGUGCACCCGCUGAUAACUCAGAAGCCUUUACACGCCAACGUCAGCAAUUCGCUACAGCACAACAAAGUUUUCCACAAACACCACAGUCCACGUAUGAUGCACCUACCGAAGAGGAACCACAGGCUGAGCGUCUGACAAGCCUCGUGAAAUCACAGCGCCUCACUGCCGCGCAAUCCGAACAGCAACGUGAAGAGCGCGAAGAUGAAGCAGAGGUGGCUACUGACAUUGAAGUAACCGAAGUAAAGAAGCCCGCUGCUGGCAGCACUCCAGCACCCGCUGCUCCAACACCAACCACCGGCGUGUUCUAUUAUCCAGCCGGCGCGGUUGGUUUUGUGCAUCCACUUACUGCCGCCUACUAUCAGCCGUCUGCGUUCAUAGCUGGCGCCGCUCCAACACCCGCGGUAGCGCCAGCUGCAGCUACCGCAGCAACGCCCACAAGCUCAGAUAGUCCGGCUGCUUCGCCGAAACCAGCAAGUCUGACUUCGGCAACUGCUAUUCCUGCCAUUGCUCCUAUCGCCGCGCCACAGUACUUUGCCGCGUCACCCUAUUUGCAACAAUACACCUUUGCGGCUCCUGCCCAACUGCAGGCGUGGUAG